UGACUUGUCUGUUCUUGAGUGAGGAACCUAGAAAUUUUCCCUUUUGGGGGGAUAACAUUGGAAGUACUAGGAUGGAACAAGUUGGAUCCGGCGAGAUUUUUCUGAGCACCAUGUCUCGUCGUACCAGAAAUAAUCGUGCCUGGCGCUACGUGUACAGUGGAGUUCAUAGAGAUACUGAUGCCCGGGCUCUAGUAUUGCCCAAUGGGGCCGAAGGUUCUGGCUAUGAUUCCGACGGGCAGCACAGUGACUCAGAUUCUGAACCAGAAUUCCGUUAUUUGCCACCAUCAAUCCCAACUGCAGUCCCUGUAACAGGGGAAUCCUACUGUGAUUGUGUGAGCCAGAGUGACACCCGAUACUGUCCCAGUGUGCGCAGCUUCCAUCGCAUGAAGGACUGUCAUUGUGGAGAGGAGGAUGAAUACUUUGACUGGGUGUGGGAUGACACUAGUAAGUCCUCUGCCACAUUGCUGAGUUUUGAGAACAGAGAGGUCAAUUUCCACAUGGAUUACAGUUGUGGAACAGCUGCUGUCCGAGGCGACAAGGAAAUGAGUGAAGGACAACACUUCUGGGAAAUUAAAAUGACCUCUCCUGUCUAUGGGACAGACAUGAUGGUAGGAAUCGGAACAACUGAUGUCAAACUGGACAAGUAUCGUCAUACCUUCUGCAGCCUGCUGGGAAAGGAUGAAGAUAGUUGGGGUCUCUCCUAUACAGGUGUACUUCAUCACAAAGGUGCCAAGAGCCAUUUCUCAACCAGGUUUGGACAAGGUUCCAUCAUAGGUGUUCACUUGGAUACCUGGUACGGUACCCUGACCUUCUUCAAGAACAGGAAAUGCAUAGGAGUUGCAGCUACAAAAGUGCAAAAUAAGAAGCUCUUCCCAAUGGUUUGUUCAACUGCAGCAAGGAGCAGUAUGAAAGUGAUCCGCUCUUGUUUCUCCCAGACCUCUCUUCAGUACCUUUGCUGCUUGAGACUUCGAGAGCUAAUGCCUGAUCACACCGAUACGCUGGAGGUUCUUCCCCUACCCCCGGGUCUGAAACGCAUGUUACGCAAUCGCUUGGGUUGGGUGCUCUCCAUGAAUCAUGAAAGCAAUAGCAAAGAGGCUGCGUGUGGCUCGUCAGGCAGUGAUUCCGACAGCUCCUCCUCGCUAGAGACAGACGCCUGCCAACGAAAGAGAUGCCGGCGGACUUAACACUCAAAAUAUUGUUUUUUUUAAAAAAAGGCAAAGAUUGUAACUGCAGAAGUUACAACUAUAGUUCCUUUGGACAUGGACCAGUGCUGCUACUUUGAGCCAAAUGCAAGAUGAUCAAAGCUCUCAACUUCUACAUUUUACCGAACUAUUGGGGAAUAAUUUGCCUAUGAACUGGGGGAUGAGCGAUAGUGCUUGCUGUCUGGCAGCAGAAGAUUUCUUUUGACUAUUGUACCUGUGUACAUAAAUGAUUUUUAUUGAAAGGGUAUCAUACAUUUAGGCUUCUUGUAGGUAAUUUAGUGCUUUCAUCUGAAAAUAUUAAAUAUUCAACUCAUUCAAAAUAUUUACCGCAUGUUUUUUUACUAAAGGUUUGUAAUAUCGUUUUUUGUUAGAGGUGCAAUUAAUGCAGGCAAUUGAAACCUAUACCAAUGUUCCUUUGUCAAUUAAAUUUCAAGAAUGUUUAAUGUUACAUGACUUUUUUAAGGAAUAAAGUAAAAUUCAAUCUGGGCAUAAAUC
Molecule: messenger RNA, 1697 nt
Organism: Callorhinchus milii (elephant shark)
Lineage: Eukaryota; Metazoa; Chordata; Chondrichthyes; Chimaeriformes; Callorhinchidae
Product: SPRY domain-containing SOCS box protein 3
Exons: 8
Coding region: 72-1184 (370 amino acids)
Biological process (GO): proteasome-mediated ubiquitin-dependent protein catabolic process
Cellular component (GO): SCF ubiquitin ligase complex
Molecular function (GO): protein binding
Source: RefSeq, a predicted model, not a curated record